This is a messenger RNA of Daphnia magna, 913 nucleotides long. RefSeq lists its product as uncharacterized. The coding region runs from base 98 to 745 and encodes 215 amino acids. The transcript has 2 exons. Lineage: Eukaryota; Metazoa; Arthropoda; Branchiopoda; Diplostraca; Daphniidae. The record is from RefSeq and is a predicted model, not a curated record.
UGUGUAAGGCUGUUUGCUCAACAGUUUGCGAACAGCUCGUUUUUAAGCAAUUGGCUCGAUCUGAUUCGUCUAAGUGAACAUUACUUUGAAGUAAGAAAUGCGUCUCAUUUUAUCCGUCGUAAUUUUCUUUGCUGCUUGCGCGGACAUGAGAAAAGCAGAAAACUACAGGUAUAAUGCCGUAGACGCAAGACUUCUAUUCAAACCAAAGAUUUCCUUGGCGACUCAAACGACAACGACUACGUCAACCUUCACUGUUUCUUGUACAAAAUCCACUACGGCUUGUGCGGCUCCUGCUCCUGAAGGUGGAAUGGUUUUUCGUGGUCGAAGAGACAAAAGUGAAAACGAAGAACAAUUUCCUGCUGACCCCACUCCUGUCCAAGGAGUUGAAGCUACCCAAGUGCCAAAUCGAGAGGCACGCGCUGCAGAUCCACAGUACGUCAUGUCUCCGCUUUCGUAUUAUGCUCAAGAGAUCCAAUCUGGCAUAAAUAGCAACCCAUUCAACUAUCACUCGAUUUCCCUCCGCGACGACUCAUAUCCACAACCUGCAGUUGGCCAACAACGAAUUUUUGGCGUCAACCUUAAUGGAAAUCAAGCAGGUUCUUUCUUCGGAAGCCCGAAUUUGUUUCCUGCACUUCCAGGAGUUGUGUACACGUUUACGUCGACAUUUACCAUAACGAGCUUUACGGUCACUACGUCAACUUCGACCCCAGCUUGUUCUGCGCCGGGGAUGUUACAGUGUCCAUAAGAAAAGCUAAUUGUGACAUCGGACAUGAGAUUGUCAAAACGGAUUAAUAUGCGGAACAUUAAUUAGCUCCACAUAAAAAAAAAUAUAUACAUUAACCAAUGCUUUAGUCUCUAGGACGUAAGCUGCAACAUUGUAACGUUGUUAAUUUUAAUACAUUUCAUAACAGAU